Stegastes partitus (bicolor damselfish) is the source of this 3729-nucleotide messenger RNA. It is a transcript of the gene ints3, whose product is annotated as integrator complex subunit 3. The record is from RefSeq and is a predicted model, not a curated record. Gene Ontology annotation, cellular component: cytoplasm. The transcript is spliced from 29 exons. NCBI's taxonomy places the organism in Eukaryota, Metazoa, Chordata, Actinopteri, Pomacentridae. Bases 225 to 3284 code for a protein of 1019 amino acids.
CGGUUGGACGGUGUCACGGAGCGGGACCAGAGUCUCCGCUGCCCCUCAACAAGUUCCCAAAACACUCAUUAACCACCCGAAGCGUCUCACAGCCAGGCCCCGAGCCUGACCGAGGCUCCGGAGUCUCAGUUACACCGACACAAGCGCCGAGAAGCCCCGACACCGAGCCGGGAGUCCCAGCCCUUUACAGCUCCGCGGGGCCCGGCGAGGUGCGGCGGGAGCAGAUGGAGCCUGCACCGGCGAAAGCGAAGCCACAGGGCCGGCUCCUGGUGUCCACCCCGCUGGACGCCAAAGACGAAUUAGAGGAGAGAUUGGAGCGUUGUGUUGGGAUCGUCCAGGCGUUGACCAAUGGGCUGUCAGAGAGAGAAGCCAAUGAUGCACUGACUGCCAACGUGUGUAAAGGUCAGCAGCAGCAUGAGGAGGUGUGUCUGGGUCUGUUCACUCUGGUCCUCACUGAACCGACCCAGGCUCAGAGGUGUUACAGAGACCUGACGCUGGUCAACAGAGACGGGAUGAACAUCGUCCUGGUAAAGAUCAACCAGAUCCUGAUGGAGAAGUUCCUCAAGCUGCAGGAUGUCCCCAGAACACAGCUAGUGUGGCUGGUCAGAGAACUGGUGAAGAGCGGAGUGAUGGGAGCUGACGGUGUCAUCAUGACGCUGCUGAAACAGAUUGCAGGUGGAGACAUUUCAACCAAGAACCUGUGGCUGGCCGAGAGCGUCCUGGACAUCCUGCUGGAGCAGAAGGACUGGGUGCUGAAGAGCGGGAUGCUGAUCGCCAUGUCAGUCUACACCUACCUCCGCCUCAUCGUUGACCACGGAGCACCGAACCUGCUGCCUCUGCGGCAGAAAGAAGUGGACUUCUGCAUCAGCAUGCUGAGAGAGAAGUUCAUGGAGUGCUUGAUCAUCGGCAGAGAUCUAGUUCGUCUUCUUCAAAAUGUCGCUCGCAUCCCAGAGAUGGAGCUGCUAUGGAAAGACCUGCUGCACAACCCACAAGUCCUCAGUCCUCAGUUCACUGGUGUCCUGCAGCUGCUCACAGCUCGGACCUCGAGGAAGUUUCUGGCCUGUCGACUCACACCGGACAUGGAGACAAAGCUGCUGUUCAUGACCUCCAGGGUGCGUUUUGGGCAGCAGAAGCGGUAUCAGGACUGGUUUCAGAGACAGUACUUGUCCACAGCGGAGAGCCAGUCGCUGCGCUGCGAUCUCAUUCGUUACAUUUGCGGAGUGGUCCAUCCAUCCAAUGAGGUGCUAAGCUCUGACAUCCUGCCCCGCUGGGCUAUCAUUGGCUGGCUGCUCACCACCUGCACGUCAAACGUGGCUGCCUCCAACGCCAAGCUGGCACUCUUCUAUGAUUGGCUGUUCUUCAACCCUGAGAAGGACAGCAUCAUGAACAUAGAACCAGCCAUCCUGGUGAUGCAUCACUCCAUGAAACCUCAUCCUGCCAUCACGGCCACGCUGCUGGACUUCAUGUGCAGGAUCAUCCCUCACUUCUUCCCUCCGUUGGAGUCUCAGGUCCGUCAAGGCGUCUUCAACUCGCUCACCUUCAUUAUGGAGAAGAGGGUGCUGGCUCACCUCGCUCCACUCUUUGACAAUCCAAAGUUAGACCGAGAGCUUCGAUCGAUGCUCAGAGAGAGAUUCCCCGAAUUCUGCAGCCCACCAUCCCCCCCCACUGAAGUCAAGAUGGAGGAAGCCGUUUCCAUGGAGAUGGACAACCAUGUGUUGGACAAGGAGGAUGGUUGCUAUGACACCACAGAAGCCACAUUCAGCGACGACGAGGAGGAAGUCAACAACAAAGGAAAGAAGAGGGAGUUCAGGUUCCAUCCAAUCAAAGAGGCGGUGAUGGAGGAGCCUGCUGACAUCACACCUUGGCUGGACCAAUUAGACGACACGAUGAAAGAGAAGGUGCAGCAGAUUCAGAAGACCAGUGACACGGAGACUCAGUGUGAAGUGAUGCAGGAGAUCGUCGACUUGAUCCUGGAGGAGGACUUUGACACAGAGCAGAUGUCGGCUCUGGCUUCCUGUCUGGCUGAACUCUUCAAAGAUCAUUUUAGAGGAGAUGUUCUACCAGAGGAGAUCACAGAGGAGUCUCUGGAGGAGUCGGUCUGUAAGCCCGUCUGUUUGGUCUUCAGGAACCUGGUCACCAUGCAGGAGGACAACAGCGGCUUCUCUGUGCUGCUCGACAUGUUGGCUGAACUUUAUCAGAAGCAGCCCAAGAUUGGUUACCACCUGCUGUACUACCUGAAGGCCAGUAAAGCAGCCAAUGGGAAAAUGAUGCUGUACGAGUCGUUUGCUCAGGCAACGGCACUCGGUGACCUGCACACCUGUCUGAUGAUGGACAUGAAGGCGUGUCAGGAGGACGACGUCAGGCUGCUCUGCUACCUCACACCCUCCAUCUACUCUGAGUUUCCAGAUGAGACGUUGCGAAGUGGCGAACUGCUCAACAUGAUUGUCGCCGUCAUCGACUCUACGCAGUUGCAGGAGCUGAUGUGUCACGUGAUGAUGGGGAACCUGGUGAUGUUCCGGAAGGACUCGGUUCUCAACAUCCUCAUUCAGUCUCUGGACUGGGAGACCUUCGAACAGUACAGCACCUGGCAGCUGUUUCUGGCCCACAGCAUCCCGCUGGAGACCAUCAUCCCCAUCCUGCAGCACCUCAAAUACAAAGAACACCCUGAAGCCUUAUCGUGUCUCCUGCUGCAGCUCCGCAGAGAAAAGCCCAGUGAGGAGAUGGUGAAGAUGGUCCUCAGCCGUCCCUGCCACCCAGAGGACCAGUUCACCACCAGCAUCCUGAGACACUGGGCGUCAAAAUAUGACGACACGCUUGGAGAACAUAUCAAGGCCCAGCUGAUCAAGAACAAUAACCAGCCACGCAAGAGACAGAGUCUCCGCAGUUCGAGCAGCAAACUGGCUCAGUUGACUCUGGAACAGAUCCUGGAACACAUGGACAACCUGAGACUGAGUCUGAGCAACACUAAGAACAACUUCUUCACUCAGACUCCGAUUCUUCAGGCUCUGCAGCAUGUUCAGGCCAGCUGUGAUGAAGCACACAAGAUGAGGUUCAGCGACCUGUUCGCGCUCGCUGAGGAGUACGAAGAUUCUCAGGCGAAGCCUCCGAAGUCUCGCCGUAAAGCUCCCGCCUCCUCGCCGCGCUCCAGGAAAGGAGUGGCUCCGCCCACCAACAACGAGGAGGAGAGCGCCUCCAGCAGCGCCUCGGAGGAGGAGGACUCGAAGCCCAAAGCUCCGAAGAGGAAGAGGAAAGGCUCAUCGGCCGUCGGCUCUGACAGCGACUGACGGAUCCUCUGACCAAUUACACGCCAGCUGCCACAGAGACCGCCAGCCAACCAGCCACUCCGCCCGCCGGAAGAGGCCCCGCCUCCCCCCGAUGACACGCACUGAUCGCCACGAGGGGUGGGGCUCUGAGACACCACAGACUUUAAAUCCAUGUGAUGAACUGACCCUCACGGGCUGAGACUCAUUGUGUUUCCAUGGAGACGAGGACCGAGCGGGUCGACGGUUGCCGUGUGGCUGAUUUCCCAGGAUGCACUGGGAGGAAAACUAUGAACUCUGAAACCAAACAGAUUUUUAACAGCGGACACGACGACGAUGAUGAUGAUGAUGAUGAUGAUGAUGACGACGAAGACGAUGCGGCUGUUGGUGGCUCUUGUCUUAUUCUUCUUUUUCAGUCAAACCUGUUGUUUCAUCACAUCUUCAUAUAAAACUGAUGUUUGUUUCUGAG